Vitrella brassicaformis is the source of this 3762-nucleotide messenger RNA. NCBI's taxonomy places the organism in Eukaryota, Vitrellaceae. The record is from the annotation of a GenBank genome assembly.
AGAUCCUGUGAAACGGAUGAUGGCCAAGGCUUGGGUUCACAUUUUCCGGCUUCGCAAUGUGUCGGGCGCUGAGCGGCGGGCGCAUCUGAGCAGCACGGGAAUGCGGAGAAAUCGAUGAAAUUUCUUCCUGACGAUGGUUUCCUGAUUCGCAGCGGUGCCUUCUGGUUGGUGGGAUAGGUGGGACUGCCCGGCCUCAGCGAAGGAGAAUAAGAGACCCCGCCGGCCGCCCUCAUGGCAGAAGGUGCAACCAAGCACAAACACACCUUCCACAGCCGAUGGGAUCUGCGGGGGUGUGUGCAGGUGGCGGCUGUGGUGGUGGUGGGUCUGCCUUAUCUUGCAGCGGCACCAAUGUGGCGCGCCAGCAGGUCAGCCGUCGGUCGUGUCCCCUGAAAUCCACCGAUAACACCGAAGAUCUCUUCCCUCUUUCUUGGUUGGCUUGUUUGCUCAUGCAGUUGUCGGCUGAUGUGUCGGGGGCUCGUGCUCGUGCGCUGCUGCACAGCCAAGGGGAUGUACAGGUACGCGCCUGGGUGGGUGGUGGAUGCACGACGUGACGCACCAGACACCCGAUCGGCGCAACACCUCACCUGCCGUGCUGUAUCUGCGUGUGGCCCCGGAGUGAAGUGUCGGCCAUGACGGGCAGAUCGACGCUCAUCAACGACCUCUUAGACAACCCACACACACAGGUGGGUACACACAGAUACCACAGGCGCAUCGAUACGAGCCAGGGGACCCGACAGAGUGUGGUGUGGUGUGGUGGGAUGUCGUCAGGUGGGCGUUAGCGGAUCGGUGGACGUAGAGCAUCAUGCCGAUGGCGGACCUGACGCAUCGAAUUCGGUGCGCCACGGGCAGCCAUGUGGUUCCUCUCUGCUGCUGUGUGUGCAUGUGUGAAUGCGUAUCUCUGUAUUGUCGCGGCAGGGUGGCGAUGGUAGCAGUUGUGGUACAGUGGCGGAGACGAACCAGAGGGCAUCUCGUCCAUCCAAUGAGGUGCGCAGGACCACAGACAUAAGGGCCAUCGGUGUCAGCUAUCUGGUACUCACUGCGCCCGUGUGUGUGUGUGUGCAGGUAGCUCUUACCGGCGUGGCGGGCGGUAUGGCGCUGUCAGACAAUGACGCACUCACGGUAGGCAAACAAACGACACACACAGAGGCAGACGGGAUGGUGGGCAGGCACGCCGUCCGCAUGUGUGUGUCUGCUGUGUCAAUUCGUGUAGGUGUCCGCGAGUGCGUCGUCGUGCCGUCCGUUCGCCAAUGGCAGCGCAGUGCCGGCGGGUCGAGUGUGGAUGUUGUCGGAGCAGAAGGACAAGGCUCUGGUGCUGGCGGACGUGUACCGCACGGAGCCGGAGCCGACGUACACGGAGGGAGGAGACUCUGCAUGAAGGAGGUCGAUGGGACGGAGAUUUUCGAGAUAGUGGUGCCCAGCACAACACCGCACUUCAAACAGCUUGACAAUCGUGCAGUAAGCAAACAGACACACACAGAGGGAGCGGGCUGUGUUUGAUGCCGGGCUGCGACCACCUCUCUCUCUGCGUGUGGUUGCUUGUUGGAAUCAGGUGUGUGGCGGCUUCCGUUACUACGACAAAGGAGAUCCCCUGGAGCCGCACCACCGACUUGCGGGCACGGUCGAGCAAACCACAGAUGGGGUAAGCGAAUAAUUAAUACAAGCGGGCAUGGCACAAACACGCGCAUGUGUGUGUGUAUGUAUGCUGAUGUCGUCACUGCUGUGAUCAGAAUGGACCUCGUGCAUCCAAUUCGGUACACCGAGAGACACGCAGAGACAUACGCCAUGUGAGUAUAUUCCGUCCAUCUCAUGGUCCCUUUGUGUGUGUGCAGGUAGCCGUGUCGGGCAGCAAGCGGGCUCGCGUGGAGCAUUCCCCAAGCCGUGCCGCUGCCAGUGGUGGGGCGCGACACACUUACGCAGAGCAUGGAUGACCCACCACACCAAUCAGAUACGCUCAUUCCCCUCUCUCUCUCUCUCUCUCUGUGUGUGUGUGUGUGUGUGUGUUCGUGCAGGUAGCUUGUCGGGCGGACCUCAGCAAGCGGCGCAGGGCCAUGACCAACAGCACCAACAGCAGCAGCAGGUCAGUGAGCCGACACGUGGCCAAGACAAUCACACAUCCACACACCCGCAGCGGACCCAUACCUUUUUGUCCGUGUGUGUGUCAGGUUGUCCAUCGGCCGUGUCUGUGUGGCCUGCCGGGCCACCUGUUGUGUGAGAUGGCGUCGCAUCUGACCACCAUCGAGGCCACCGCCCUCCUCUGCCUCAACAGCGACAUCAGGAGCAAGGCCAACUACGACCCAGACAACACACCCACCACCCAGGACAACACGGACGGCACGUCAGUCGGCAUCUUCCGACACCUCACCAUCGCACCUCACGAAACCGACACGUGGAAGAGGCUCAAGAAGGCCACGCGCACCCGGCUGUUGGGCAAGCUGGUGAGGGAUCCUUCGUUGACCGAGACAGAAACACCACCAGACUUGUCAUAUGUGGGCGGCCUCUCUGUUUGUCCUUUCCAUCAGGGUCAUGUCACGGAGGCCCGCAUCGCGGCCGCCGGACCGUACCCCCUGCCCUUCGUGUCGACAUCCCUCGAGGCCUCAAAGGCGACCCUCACACAGGUGUACAUCACGGUUGCUGACGAACGGCGUCGAUACAAGCCGAGGCCCAGGAAUCGGCCCCCACCCCCUGUGGCCUUCGACAAUGUCACCACGCUGCACGUGACGUCCGGCGUGUGGAUCCAACACUUCAGGUGAAUGAAGCCAAUGUGACAUGCCUGCCUGCGGAUCUGUCUGCUUGAAUCUGCCCGUGUCCUUUUGUGCUGUUUGUGUCAGUGACUGUAACUGGAGGUUCCAGAGCCUUGUCAACUUGCGAGUCGGUCACCUCACCAGUUGCAGAUACGGUGACCUCCCUCACCUCCCUCACCUCACUCGCAUCGUGCAGACAUCUCCCAAGCUCAAGACACUGACAACCGAGCGCAUCAAGGGACACGGCGUGGGCGACGGGUGGCGUGCCUUCACGGAUGCCCUCCGCGAGUGCAGACACCUCACCACCAUCCGUGGGGUGGAGGUCUACGACUCGGCUGACCUGCAGCAGGCCCUCGAGACCAUCUGGGGCCGAGAGGACAUGCAGGGUGAGAUGGACAGACACACACCCACACAUCCAUCCAUCCAUCAGCCACCUCUGUCUCAUAUGGCUGUAUUCGAUGCGUGUUGUCUUGCUGCCUUUCGCCAGGCGUCCAGAAGACCAUCCAGCUGCUGUUCACCAGCCCCACCAUCAGCCACACCUUCGACGAUCACACCCGCCCCCUGCACAAGUUCCUCACCUGGGCACGGAAGCUGGGCGUGUCCGUCGAGUGGCGACCCCUGGCCGAGCUGCCCCUGGUCGAGGAUGACGAUGACGAGCCCUCCAUGAGAGUGGACUGCAGGGAGGAGGUGUCGAGCGCUUCCCCUGCUGUGGUCCAGCAGCUGGCGCAACAGGCAACAAAGGUGAGAAGACAGCGACAUACACGGACUGAUCCAAAGGCUCACUUGUGAUGGUGUGUAUGUAUCCUAUUCCCUUUUUCAGGUGGAUCUCUACUGCGGUGGCACGCCUCUCCAUGAGUCGCGGAAGUCGCUCCUGACCUUCCCCAACGCCAAGACGCUGUACAUCGAUGCCCCUGACGACACGCCGGUGCAGAAGGGGCUGGACGGCAUCCCCCCAUUCGUGCUCGAGACCGACAAGGAGGACGGCAACAACAAAUGAUUCCCAGCCAUCGAGCACCUCGAC